AUCGGAGAAGUCCAGCUGGCGCUCGAUUAACUCGAUUUAUUGUAUUGUAUUUAUUUUGGUGUUUCAAUUGGAGCCCUUAAAUUUUUGUUCUAAUCCACUGUGAUCCUGAAACGUUGCCGCAGUAACAUGCAAAAUGUUUAAAAUUGAGUCAUAUGUGACACCAAUCUUGUUAAGCUAUGUUGACAAAUAUGUACGAGACUUCAAGCCAGCUGAUGCACAAGUAUCCCUGUGGGGUGGUGGUGUGGCGCUACACAACUUGGUGCUUAAAGCAGAUGUUUUGCAAAAUGAGGUUGCCCUGCCAUUCACCCUGGUAUCAGGGCGGAUUCAUGAACUACUUAUACAAGUUCCCUGGACUAAGAUCAUGUCGGAGCCUAUUGUGGUGACAAUAGAUACUAUAGAAUGCGUUCUAAGUCUUCAUCCGCCGGCAGCGUCAGAAGAAACUCUUCCUGCAGAGCCCCCUAGGUCGACAUUGGUGGAGGCCCCGCCGGGCUACAUGCAGGCGCUGGUGCGGCGCAUCGUGAGCAACAUCUCGCUGCGCGUGCACCACCUCAUCGUGAAGUACGUGCAGGACGACAUCGUGCUGUCGCUCAACGUGAAGCAUCUGUGCGUCGAGAGCGCCGGCGUGAACUGGGCGCCUGCUUUUGCUGACAUCGAUCAGAAUGAGCCUGUGGUGAGGCGGCUAAUGCGGCUGGACGACUUAACGCUCUGCCUGGACCGGGCGGAUUCCGACGGCAAGAUACGGUUCUACCAGGAACCUUUGCUGUACCGCUGCCAGCUGGACUUCAGAAUUCUCACCCGACUGGUAUCGGCCAACACCCGCCGAGCGUCCUGCCUCACCGUCCAGCUGCGGUCGUCCAAGCUGGCGUGGGGGGUGAGCAGCGAACAACUCACGCUGCUGCUGCGGCUGCUGCGAGAGCGCCAGACCCAAGUCAACACCUCCCCGCCGCCGCCCAAACAGAAUGCGAUGAAUUCAGCCGCACCACAGGGUGGUUCGACGUCGAACGCGGCGGAGCCGGUCCGGACCGAGAGCUGGUCGGAGUGGGCGUGGUCGUGGCUGCCCACGUGGGUAGACAAGGAGGGCGGCGUGGAAGAGGCCGCGGUGCCUCCGACGCCCAUCCCGGUCCUGUUCAGCGGCUACUUAGACCACGUGUCUUUAGUGUUUAAGGUGAUGGAAGCAGAGGGCAGCGCGCGCAAGCGUGCCCGCGGCGUGAUGGAGCUUAGCGCGUAUCACGCAGCGGCGCGCGCGGCGCUGUGCGCGCCGACCACGCUGCGCGUGCGCGUGGGCGUGCGCCAGCUGCGCCUGUUGUCGCGCGGCAAGUGCAUCUGCGGACACCAGGAACUUAACGCUAUUAAUGACGAGCCUACAAUAUAUUUGGAGAAGAGAAGUUCUGAAGACGACAAGGAGCCGUGGAGUUGGCCUGACAAUUUUGAAACCUUGGAUUGUAAGGUUGAGACUGCGGAAGCGGCGGAGGAGGUUUACAGUGAAACAUCCGACCCGACUGAAUCGUCUGCUGAGCUGAAAUUGAGCAGCAUAGACGAGGACGACGCGACCGACGAGCUGUGGCGGGCUCUGUCGCCCGUGAUCCUGCUGCGCUACUCGCACACACGCUCCCCGCCCGACGACACCAACCCGUACGAGAGCCCGCCCGUCGACUUCCAGUACAGCGAUUGGCAAGAGGAGAACAAAUUGAAAAUAAUUCUGGAGCCAAUGGACAUUUAUCUUGGAAUGGGCCUUCUUCAUCGGAUAUCAGCUAUUCAACAAAUUUUCCAAGAUCUGCCGUCAAUCCCAGUUCCAGAUGUACCUAUGAGAACACUUACAGUAGAAGAAUGUGAGGCGUUGGACGCCAACAUACCUCAGCGUAGGACCUUCUUAGUGAUGCGGGGGUGGCGCCUACGCGUCCUUCCCUGGGAUCAUUCUCUGUCGGAAAAACAGACCUCACCAUCGCUGGUGUUAGAUAUUGAAUCACCAGAAGUGAAGCUGAUUGUGACGGGACCACUUUAUCCACAUAGAGUGUGUUCCGCGGCCUGCCAAAUGCCUAAAGAGGAGGGUCCGCUGUGGCAAGGCGCGCGGCUGCACGUGACCGCCACGCUCGCCGCCGUCGAGGCGCGCCUGUGCCGGCUCGCGGACGGCCGGUCGCGGCCCGUGGCGCGCGCCGACCUGCGCCUAGUGCUGCACCUGCUGCGGCAUCCCGAGAUGUUCGCCAACAAGGAGACCGUCCACACCAGCUACAAUAUCAAAAUACAUGAAAUGAACACAUGCGGAUCCGCGGCGCGGCUGCAGGCGGCCUGGCACGUGUUGCAGUCGCUCAUCGACCAGCGGCCUUCUCAGGUGCUGCGACACACUUGGCUAGUCAAAGACGCACUCAGCGACGAAGAGUCGGUGGCGAUCGACGCGACGGUGGAGGACGUGUCGUUGCGCGGAUUCAUCACGAGGACGGUGAACACGCACAUCGCCAUGGCGCAGUCGGCUCGCGUCAUGGCAUUUUACUCGCCGAAUGAAGGGAAUGUUAAACAGGCAUGGAUAUUCUCCGCUCCCGACUCGCAGACUACCACAGCGUUCGCCCGCGUGGCGGUGCAGUGGUGCGCCGCGCAGUCAGGGGACACGGUGGACUACCUGGGCGUGUGGACGGAGUCGGUGGCCUUCUGCGCCGACCCGCUCUUCAUAGCGUGGCUCGCCUACAAACCGCUACACAAGUCACCCACUACAAUAUCAGGUACUUGUUUUACAUAUAGUUGUAUUAGAGCAUUCGCCCGCGUGGCGCUGCAGUGGUGCGCCGCGCAGUCAGGGGACACGGUGGACUACCUGGGCGUGUGGACGGAGUCGGUGGCUUUCUGCGCCGACCCGCUCUUCAUAGCGUGGCUCGCCUACAAACCGCUACACAAUUGUAUUAGAGCGUUCGCCCGCGUGGCGCUGCAGUGGUGCGCCGCGCAGUCAGGGGACACGGUGGACUACCUGGGCGUGUGGACGGAGUCGGUGGCUUUCUGCGCCGACCCUCUCUUCAUAGCGUGGCUCGCCUACAAACCGCUACACAAGUCACCCACAACAAUAUCAGAAACAGCGCCGUUGUCGAGAGCCUCAUCAUCGUCACAAUCUUAUUUACGACGCCGCGUUACACCACCUUCGUCGAGCGGGCGCGGCGCCAGCCGUACAGGCUCGGGGUCGGAGCUGGUGCACGCGGUGCGGCUGCGCAGCCUCGGCUCCAGCAGCGACCACGGCGAGACGCGCCGGCCCGCGCCGCCUCCGCCGGCUAAAACCCCGGAGACGUUCCUGCACCCCGACCGUCUACUGAAGCUGCACGCGCGCCUGCAGCAGCUGCUGGUGUGCGUGGAGGUGGGCACGGCAGUGGUGUACUUCACCACCGGCACGGCGUCGGCGGAGGGCUGCGCCGCCAUGCGCGACGCCGUCGAGCGGUUCGCCGCCGGCGUGCCCAAGCAACAGGUGCUCGUGCUCAGUAUGGGGCGCUUAACAGUCAGCUCAAGCUCUAUGAUGAAACAUCUUUGGGAUAACAUCCGCCAUGACGGCCCUUCGUUUAUAACAAAGCCAACAACAGGGGAACCCUUGGAAUCGUUCCCCUGGAAGUUGCGGCUGGCCGACGUGACUUGCUACACCCUGGAGACCCGCCAGUACACGGACGCGGGGCGCGUGCAGAGCGGCGUGCUGCGCUCCACGCUCAAGUCCUCGCCCGUCUCCACGCGGCUGGUGUUGGAGGCCGUCACCACCACCGUCACGCUCUCCAUCGUUACCAAGUACAUGCAGAUACGCUCGUGGAAGUUGUCGCCGGAACAACAAAAAGCCAGUGAGCGGUCGGAGCCGACCCCAGAGGAAUUGAGGGUAAAAUAUUUUAAAUCAGGAAUUGAUUUCAAACCAUCAACAUUAAAGGAGUUCGUCCGGGGCCCAGCCAGACUCAAAAGAAGUCAAAGUCCAGAGGGCAAGCCGAGUAACCUUCGAGAUCGGGAUCCGAAGGAGAAGACCACGCAAGGGCCGGUGGUGUCGAUGGGCGUGCACCUGCACGCUGACACGCCCCCCGUCACCGUCCGGCUGGAGCAAGACCAGGUGACCAUCAUCGCUGCGGCGGUGCAUUGUUUGAAACACCUGCACAUGGUGAUGAGCCGGAGCCCGGGCGCCGUGUCCAGGUCAUACACGUCGUUGCCUGGCUCACACGAUCACAGAUCUUUAAUAAGUUUCAGAUCAGUGUCUGAAUUGAACGAGCCCGACACCCCGUCCGACGAAAAUCUGAGUGAAGGUUAUUCUGAACUUAUUCCCAUAUUUGAAUCUCGAGCAAUACCCGAAGUGAAGCUGAAAACCUUCUUUUGGUUCCAAUGGGUCGUGGGCCGAGCGACCCUGGUCGUGGCUACGCACCAAUCGAAGCUGGCCAUGGAAAUUGACGACAUCAUAUCUACAGUAGACAUUCAGGAACAUUACAAUCAGCUCAAAGUCAAAGUCGCUUCUGCAUCAGUACGACAUCACAAAAGGAGCCACGAGGAGUGGGAAGCCGGCGUGCUGGGCGGGCGGGUGCUGGAGGCUCGCGAGCCCAUAGAUUCCAAGGAGGAGGACCAUUUCCUCGCUGUCACUAUCACGCAGGCGCAAAUAUCUAAUUUGCCCGCUAGUUGGAAAGAAGAGCUACAUCCCAAGCUGUUACAACAAAAAGGGGCCGGAGACAGCAUGUGGGAAAUAUACGCUACACUCGCGCCUUUAGAAGCGGUGCUGCAGCCUUCUCUCAUUGAGAACAUUAUGUCUCUAGUCCGUGAGAUGGCGCCACCGUCCUUUUGCCCUAUGCAAUCCGAAGACGAACCAAGUGACGGCAGCAGUUGGCAGUGGCCGUUCUGUUACGUCACUGCGGGCGGGUUGCGGCUGCUGGUCAAUACAGACCUCCACGACCCGGAAAAUGACGACACGUUUCUCUUAUUGAUCGGCAAAGUAUCUAUCAAUCCGCACCCCGAAAAUCCUAUUUGUCGACAAUCAGUUACAACUGGAUUGGAUGGAUCUUGGAACUCUGCCGGAGGCAGCCCGGAAGGCCGGCAGUACGAGGUCAACGUCAAACACGUCGCCAUACAGUCCGCGCAGCUCCAGCAGAUCAUCAAACAAGAAGAGAGAAGAGAAAUCUACAACAAAGGCACCGGUAGCGAGAACCCGGCUGUGAAGUGGUCUCAACCGCCUGUUUCGCCCGUCGUGACAGCUAUUCUCCAUCAUGUGGACAUAAGCUGCAUUCUGGCGCCGCCGCUGUUCGUGAACGGCGCGCUGACGUGCGGGCCGGCCGUGGAGCUCAACCUGGCUUCCGACUGCGCCUUCGAGUUCAGCCUGGAGCAGCUGAAACUCUUGCAGCACUUGCUCUCUGAGGCCACCUCUUCCACGACCUCUAGUGAGGAUUUUAUUCCAUCAAUGGCCCCCACAGCGGCCGUGUGUCCGUAUGCGGCUUUAUUUUUGAACCCGAAGCAAACGCCUGACAGUACGUUACAAGAUAGUAACGCGGCAUCCUUCAAAGGAGUUGCUGAAGUGCAAUUGAUCGACGAGUCGAGCAACACCGGUAAAUCCGAUCGAGGGUUUACAACCGAUUCAGGUAUAGACGUGGCCACAUCAAUGUCAAGACUGAAGCUAGACAAGCCAGCUUCAAAGAAAAACCUCAACGUCGCCUUUGCCGAGGAAAUAAUUGAUGUGUCGGAAUAUCUGGAGGUGUUUGUGACAAUGGGCGUGAUCGAAAUAUCGCUUUAUAUGGAAGAUGACAAUAGCCCCGCAGUAAUUGCUUUGAGGCCGCCUCCCAAACCCGAGCAAAAUACGGAAGAGGAGACGGCCGAUUCAGAGAAAGAUGACGACCAAGUCGAGGAAACUUCAGCAUCUGAACUAAAGUCUAACGUUAGCCAAUUGAGUAUUACCGAUGGGGUUAGGCUGUUGGACACUAAACUUGACAUGCACGCUCAGCAGGCGUUGCAGCUGCCCCGUGCUCGGCUGACUUCAGGCAAGUUGGCGCUGCUGCACAUUACUUUACAUCAGCCCAAUUUGUACUACUGGAGGAAGAAAACAAGGAAAAAUCUACAGGUGUCACUGUUUAACGCGUGGAUUGGGCUGGGAGCGGGCGAGAAGGAUGGAAGUCGGCCGCUAUUAUCCACGGCGAAGGGCACGCCGGACCCGGUGACUGACAUACCGCCGGCGCUCGCCACUGUCAAGAUUAUCCUGCCGACUGGUGGCAGCGGACCAAGCAACUACAGCGGCGUCAAAGGAUCCGUGACCGUGGACGUGGAGCGACCGGUACUGCUGGGACUCUCCGCGGAUACUCUGCGCCGGUUAACGCUCACCAACCAACUGGUAAUUCUACUACGACUGGUCCAAAAAUAUUUCCAGAAGAAUAAUGAGAAAGGAAAUAUUACCUUGAGCGACGGCGAUCUUCAUACACCACCGUUCUUUAAAUUGCGUAAAUUCAUUGUUAGCCACAGCUUGGAGAAUAUCGUAAUCCAAAUGAGUCAGCUCGGGGUGACGGGCAGCGAAGGCACAAUAGGGUGGGACAGCGCGUCGCUUCAGAUAGGUGCCGCGGCGCGGCCGAAGCGGCUGGUCGCGCGCGCACUAGUGUCCGCGCUGCUGGUGACCGCCGGCCCGCCCGGCGACCAGCGCCAUGUCCUCCUGCAACCGAUGAUGCUAGGUAUGGAACUGGAGUGCAGCUGGGAAGCGUGGCGAAAGGCUGAGGGCGGCGUGUCGGCGCGCGAGCCCUCGGUGCGCGUGAUCGUAGACCUGGACCGCGUCACGCUCGACGUGCGGCCGGAAGACCUCGCCGCGCUCCGCAGGAUACAACUAGCAAUGGACACGUUGGCUGAUAAACAGGUAAGGUCAAUGUGGACCGUCCGCCAGAAGACCGUCUACCAGGUCAAGGAGGACGAAAAGGAGCUCCUAGCGCCGCACGAAGAAAACGGCGAUAAUUUGCGGUUUUACAGUAAGCGGAGCAUGUCCGAGCGAGCCUUUCCCAGUUUGGAGUCUGUCGAAGCCUCCGACCAGUAUUACAAGGACGAUCUCAAAAGUGGAGCCUUUAAAAUAGUGACCGGGGGUCAGUUCCCGAUGGCCUACCAGGUGGCGCUGCACGGCGACGCCAUGUCGUGGCGCUACCCGCACCCGCGGACCGUCUCUAGGAUCACGGUGUUCCCCAUACCUGGCAUUGAUGAAGAAGUGAAAUGCAAGUUGGAAUUCUACGAUCCGUUAUUGAAAAGAUGGGAGCCGCAUACGUAUAUUACUCUGCCUGUAUCAGAACCAAACGAAAUAAAAUUAUAUGCAGAACCGCCAGAUGCGGUUUUUGCAACAUUGUGGAGAUUUCGCGCGGAUUCCGACACCAAGCCUCAACAACGUACCUUCGAGUUCGACAUCACCAAAUUUAUGCCCAGAGUCGACCCCCUGGCAACUGGGCGCGACGAGCCGCCAGCGGAGGCGCGCUCGGGCCUCGUCAGCGCCGAGCAGCUUUCGAGCGCGCUGCGCGUGGACUCGUACUUCUCGCCGCGCUCGGUGGCGCGCGUGCGCACCGCGCUGCGCUGCACUGAGCUCGAGCUGCAUGCGCACAACUCGCUCCCCUCUCUGUCCAGAAAAGCGUGUUCGCUGGAGGGCUACUACGUGUCGCGGCCGCUGAUGCGCAGCCACCGCGUGCUGUGCGUGAGCGCGGCGGACACCGUCGCGCAGGCGCUGCUCGGCUCGCGCGCCGGCCGCGCACUGCUGCUCGACACCAAACUCUCAUGCGACGUCCUAGACUGCUCCACGGGCACGCUCGAGCAGAUGGUGGGGUCGACGCGCGUGCAAGCGAGCGCUAGCGUACCGAGCAACGUCGCUGUAUCGCAGGCUCGAGUGCGCGCGUGCUCUGAGAGCGUGCGCGUGGCGCUGCACGUGCCGCGCCUCAGCACGCUACGGGCGCUCGCCGACGACUGGGGGCCAGUGUUACGACAGUGCAAUGGAGACGUAUCCACGGAGAAUGAAGAGAAUGAGUUGGACAGUUGUAAUGAUUCCGAAGCGGACAUGUGUGCAGUGUCGGCACUCGAGGGGCGCGUGUCGCUGUGGCUCCACAACAGCUGCUCGAGCGCGCUGCGCGUGGGCCAGGAGGGCUGCGAGGAGAUCGCGCCGCUGGGGCCCGGCGCCACGCUCGCCUACCGAUGGCCGUCUCCAAAUCAACCGUUCAAAAUUCGAUUUGCCCCAGCGGGGCCGUCUACAGACUGGCAAUGGUCCUCUAGUAUACCGUUCUGUUCGGGCGAGAGCCGCGUGCGGCUGCCGGACGCCGACGCGGAGGCGAGCGGCGUGUACGUGCACGUGCGCGGCGACGUGGCGGGCGCGCGCCGCACGCUGCACCUCGCCGGCCGCCUAGUGCUCGCCAACGCGCUGCGCCGCCCGUUGUAUUACAAGGUGCGAGCGAAGAAUGCAAGUUCGAAAGUGUGGCGUGCAGUGUGUUCGGGGGAGUUGAACGCCGAGACCGUGGGCCGGAGCGUCCUGUGCGGCGUUGACUGCGAAAUGGUGCUUAAAAUAAAGUUUACAACGCAGGACACCGGUUGGUCGGGUGACAUACCGCUUAAGGAAUGUCCCAAAGAAAACGUGCCGUGGUUAGUUAAAGUGCCGAGCGACGGCGAGACGGCGUACGUGUCGGUGUGGUGCCGCGUGGUGCGCGCGCGCUCGGACGGACGCGUGCUCGCCGCCAUCUGGCCGCUCUACGUGCUGUGCUCGCACCUGCCGCUCGACACUGACGUGUUAGUGUCAACGCAGAACGAGAGUUCAGAGCCCGCGUCGCGAACGUCCCCGCUAGUGCAGACGGCGCGGGGCCGCGGCGCCUGCACGCACCUACUGGCGCCCGGCACCACCGCGGCGCGGCACCAGCUGUCCUUCCAGUACAAAGACGUGGAGCACCCCGUGACCCGCGAGGCGAUUCCUCUGCACUACGGUGUGACCGACACGUCCGUGUUCGACAAACGGGCGCCCGCGAACAACAUCAAUGAAAUCGUUGAAGAGAUUCGUGAAUGGUUUGACCGGUCGGCGCGACGAGCGACUACCGAGUGGCCUUAUUCAAUAGUCGCGUCCCAUUGGUCGGGGGCAUGGAGCCCGGCGGCGUUGCAACCACGCUGCGAUGUCACGGUGCGGUACGACGCAGUGCGCGCGGGCGGCGGCUGCUCGCUGCAGAUCUCGCUGCGGCCGGUGGCGCUGCUGUGCAACGCGGCGCGCGUGCCGCUCACGCUGCGCGCGCACGACGCCGCGCCGCUGUGCCGGCUAGAGCCCGGCGCCGCGGUCUCCGCACCGAGCGCCCUUCUGCAGAAACCAUUCUUCAUGUCGGUGGAGAUGGGGCGGGAGACGUUCGUGAGCGGCCAGCUGCAGGUGUGGGCCGAGGAGCCGGGCCGCUACGGCUCGCCGCCGCGCGGCUGCGUCGCGCUCGACCACCCCGCGCCGUUCCUCAUACACUGCAAGCAUAAGGUGGCGUUCCUGACGUUGCACUAUGAAAUAAAAGAAGAUAUAAACGUUUUGGGAGUGACUUCGACUUUCCUACUCAUAAACAGACUGGAAACUAAUGUAUUGGUUUCAGGUAUAGCCGUUCCGGUUACCAACUCGGAUGAUGUGAAUUUGCAACCCAAAAACUACAAAGUUGUCAGUCCGACCAAAGAAGAAAGUCUCGACGGAGAAGCCCUGAGUCGUUUCUGGGUGCUGGAGCGCUGGCGCGGCGGCGACCCGAGCGAGUUGCGUACAUACUUGUGCCUGGCGCUGCCGGCGCAGGGGGCGGACGCCGCGGUGCCCGCGCGCGCGCACGUGCCCGUGCUGCUGGCCGCCGCGCCCGUGCGCCGCGCCGUCGCGCUGCGAGAUCAUACCGGCAGAUCGAUACCGGUGGUGAUAGUGCAGCAGAAACACGAAGGCCGGUGGGUGGUGACGGUGGCGCCGGACCCGUGCCCGCAGUUCGUGGUGCACAACCGCUCGAGCCACGCGCUCGCCAUAGCGCAGCCCGGCCUGGCCGGCCCAGUCAAGACGAUAGCAGAAUGUCCGGGCACGCGGUGGCACUGCGCGGUGGAGGCGGGGGGCGUGGCGCACUACUCGACGCCGGCGCACAGCGCGCGGUUCCCGCCGCCGCCCAACGCCGCUCCCAACACGGACCUCAUUCCCUUCCUCACUAUCAGCAAACUCAACGAGCACAAAGAUCCGGAGUGGAGCGAGGGAGUGGCGGCAGCGGGCGGCGAGCAACUAGUGCAGUUGCCCGACAGCGACACCGUCAAGCUGCGCGUGCGGCGCCACCCGCACUCCUCGCUGCUCGAGUUGAAGGACGUCGACGAGAAUGACAUAUCAGCAAGCGUAAUAAGACGUCGGCUAGAAGGAUCCUUUUGUGCCGAUACAGAUACAGGAAAAGAGGUAAAUAUAAACAGAUGUGCAGGCUCUCGUCAACUAACGUCUCCCACCCAAGCUAAGCUAGCUAGAUUACCUGUUGUAACCGCGGCCAGCUCCACCCCGCCGGACAACGCCCCUGAACAAGAGGGCAAGAAGUUAACUAGUGCAAAUGCCAAUUCAGAAUCUGGCUUGGAAACAAAAGAGUUUCUGAAGUUGCAGAAAUAUGACGAGUCAACUAGUAAAAUAGAGAAAAUAAAUGAAACAACAAAAUUGCUAGAUGUUGAAAACGAGGAUUUAGGAGACACGCUGAAACCAGGAUCUACAUACCCCAGUGACAGCAGUAUGCUGACGAUUGCUAACGUAAGGUCUUACGAACAAUCCGUCGACGCUCUGCGAGGUAUCUCCGAGUCAGAAUGGGGUGACAAGGGAUGGUCGCCAGUGGAGCGGGUUCGCUGCGUGGUAGCCGGCAUAGCUAUCGAAAUGGCCGCCACGCCCGACGUCAGUCCGCUGCUCGCCCUGCAUAUAGACCGAGCCGCUCUCUCGGUGCAAUGUGACAGCACGGGGACUAAAGCAGUGGUUUCUAUCGCCGACAUCCAAGUAGACAAUCUGCAAUACGAGAGCGGGAACUACGACUUCGCGGUGGUAGCGUCGACGCGCGGCGAGCCGCUGGCGGGCGACGCGUGGCCGCCGCCGUGGCCCAGCGCGGCCGGCGACGCCUUCGCCAUGCGAGAGAACGAAGCGCGCCUGCUGCUUCGCCUGCGCUAUGACUCGUGGACUGCCAUCGACGAUGCUUAUAGAGAACUGACGGAGGUGGAGCUGCGGCUGGGUCCGCUGGCGCUGUACGUGGAGGACGGGUACGUGGGCGCGCUGGCGCGGCUGGCGCGCGCCGCGCGGCCCGCGGGCCCGGCGCCCGCGCCCGGCGCCAUCGUCGCGGCCGAGACGCGCGCGCUGCAGCGCCCGCUGCGGUUGCGCUCGCUGCACCUGCACCCGGUGGAUCUCACGCUCACGCUGCAUACUGCCGUGCGUAUGUACAUCGCGCUGGACCAGAGUCCGUUAUGCCUGAGCGCGUUCCAGCAGACGGACAUGGUGACGUGCGCCGAGCGGCUGACGCACGCCCUCACCGUGCACUACCUCUCCGCCGCCAUACUGGGCGCAGGUUGGGUGGUAGGCGGGCUGGAGCUGUUGGGUGCGCCUGGCGCGUUGGCAGCGCGCGUCGGGGGCGCGCGCGGCGGCGUGCGCGGCGUGGCGGCGGCGGCGGCGGCCGCGCUGCUGCGCUCGCUCAGCGCCUGCGCCGGCUCGCUGGCGCGCAACCUGGACCUGCUGGCCGGCGACGACGACCAUGCGCGCCGCGCCGCUGCCGCGCGCCGGCGCCACCCCGACACCUUUGUUCAGGGACUCGCCGCCGGCAUCACCAACUUCGCUAUCAACAUACUUGGCGCAGUGGGCGGGCUGGCGCACCACCCGCUGGUGAGCGUGGCGGUGGGCGAGGUGGAGGGCGGCGCGGCGGCGCUGCGGCGCGGGCUGCUGGGCGCGCUCACCAAGCCGCUGUCCGCCACCGCCGACCUGGUUGCCUUCGCCGGACACGGCCUGCUGCGCCAGACCGGCUGGGACCCCGUGCCGCAGCGGCGCUCCUCGUGCGCGGGCUCGGAGGGCGGCGGCGGCGGCUGGCGGCGCGACUGCGUGCGCUGGUCGUUCCGGCUGGCCGAGCUGCACGCGCUGGCCGGCUUCGACGUGCUGCUGGAAGACGCGCCGUUACGUCUGCUGCUCACGGACAAGUACCUCAUGAUUACUGACCCAGAAACAGAGCGAAUCGUUGAAAUGGUCGAUCUUCGAUUCUGCACGCUAAGGCCGCACCAAGGACCUAUCGUCGAGCUGGUGGUAACGAGACGACAAAAGGAGAAGGAAGUAGAAUCUAAAACUAUGGAUGAAGACGACGAAUAUCAGGUAAGCAGCGCAGCGAUGGCGCGCGUGGCGCGGUACACGGGCGCGGACGGGGGCGUGGCGCCGGCGCCGGGCGCGGCGCGCGUGCUGGCGCUGCGGGCGCCCGCGCGCCACGCGCCCGCGCUGCGAGCCGCGCUCGCCGCCGCGCUGCACGCCGUCUCCGAUGACCAUCUGCACCUGCUCUAGCCGGCGCCGCGGACCCCAGCUACGUGACACCUUCCUACAUACCUUGAUAG
Messenger RNA from Cydia amplana, 12489 nucleotides. It is a transcript of the gene Vps13B, whose product is annotated as intermembrane lipid transfer protein VPS13B. The record is from RefSeq and is a predicted model, not a curated record. The transcript is spliced from 87 exons. NCBI's taxonomy places the organism in Eukaryota, Metazoa, Arthropoda, Insecta, Lepidoptera, Tortricidae. Bases 134 to 12439 code for a protein of 4101 amino acids.